Ophidiomyces ophidiicola is the source of this 1470-nucleotide messenger RNA. RefSeq lists its product as uncharacterized. Gene Ontology annotation, molecular function: fluoride transmembrane transporter activity. The record is from RefSeq and is a predicted model, not a curated record. NCBI's taxonomy places the organism in Eukaryota, Fungi, Ascomycota, Eurotiomycetes, Onygenales, Onygenaceae. Gene Ontology annotation, cellular component: membrane. The coding region runs from base 1 to 1470 and encodes 489 amino acids. The transcript has a single exon. Gene Ontology annotation, biological process: fluoride transmembrane transport.
AUGGAGCCAGAACUCUCGGAGCCUGGGCCGUCCAACCAGCAACCGCCGCGAAGCAGCCGUGACCAUCGCAACCUGCGCGCACCUACAAGGGAGGAAGAGAACGCCAUCCCGCUCCCCGAGCUGGUUCUGCCUCAGAUCGAAGGAGCGCGGCUAGCAGAAGAGGCGGGAAGGGGACUGAGGGAUGAAGAACAGUGGAGGAGAGAACAGGAGCAGGGCGCUGGUCUCUCGGAGGUUGCGGCACCAGUUCCUGUGGAAAGAACACCGUCGAGGAUCGGACCGUGGGAUAGCCUAGAGAGCGCCGUGUCCAGGGUUUCUGCUCGCUCGCCUGCGCCCGCUGGUGGUGAGUCGGCUGAGUACCCGACGUCGGAGUUCGCGACGAAGCUGUAUAUUAUUUCCUACCUGGUUUUCUUUUCGAUAUUCGGUGCUCUGGCUAGGAUUGGCCUUGAGGCACUGACGUUUUACGCCGGGGCGCCGGUGACGACGGGCGUACUGUGGGCCAAUGUUGGCGGGUGUUUGCUUAUGGGCUUUUUCGUCGAGGACAUUCCAGAAAAACAAAACGUUCAAGGCGCCGCUGUAUCGUCGCAGGUGGGACCUGAAGAAGCGAGUCCGGAAGAGGAUCGAAAAAUGCACAAGGCGAUUAAGAAGACCAUCCCGCUCUACGUUGGGCUAACGACGGGGUUUUGUGGCUCCUUUACGUCUUUCUCGUCCUUCAUGGCCGACACCUUUCUUGCCUUGUCGAACGAUCUCCCAAAUCCGAAUACAAGCUCCAUUCUACCGCGAAACGGAGGAUAUAGCUUCAUGGCCGUGGUUGCUAUCAUCUUAUAUACAGUAUCACUGAGCCUGUCCUCAUUGGCCUUUGGCGCGCAUCUUGCUCUUGUCCUGGACCGAUUUACACCCACCUUGCCAUUUCUUGUCACACGGAGAAUGCUUGACCGAGCCAUGGUCCUCCUUGGGUUUGGAUGUUGGCUGGGCGCUAUUUUCUUAGCUCUAUGGCCCCCUGACCGCCACCGAGGAAUCCAUGAGCAUUGGCGCGGGCGAGCCGUCUUUGCGACUGUAUUUGCGCCCCUUGGUUGCCUGCUGCGGUACUACGUUUCGUUGUUUCUCAAUGCACGAAUACCGUCGUUCCCGCUGGGUACAUUUGCCGUCAAUAUAUUUGGCACCAUGGUCCUCGGAAUGUGUUAUGACCUGAAACAUGCCAUACGGCUGCUGGCAAUACCAACCCCAGACUCGCCAUUUGGCGUUGGCCGUCUUACUAGCUGUCAAGUGCUGAAUGGCGUUGUUGAUGGCUUCUGUGGCUGUACCACAACUGUGAGUACUUGGGUUGUGGAGCUGUACACUCUAGAACUCCGACACGCAUAUCGUUAUGGUAUACUCACCAUUGCGCUGGCAUUGUCCUUAUUGGUAGUCAUCAUGGGCUCUAUGAGAUGGACUGUAGGGUUUGGAAUCCCAGUUUGCUUGAAUUACAGGUAA